AUGGAAACAUUGGAGGACACCACUGAGGGCCUUUGGUCUUUCUCAGACCACAGCGACCGGCACCGUCAAAACGUCGAAGCCACGCAUCCAGAGACGUGUCAAUGGAUAUUCGGCAGCCCGACCUACGGUGAAUGGGAACAGGACGAAGGCAGGGCUCUUUUUAUUACCGGUCCUCCGGGCAUAGGAAAGUCAAUCCUAGCGUCUGCAGUCAUCGAAGAGCUCCGUGGGCUGAGAUCAGUCGCGUACUUCUUUUGCGACCGGUUCCCCGCUGCGACAGCUGAUUCCUUUUACAAAUGCAUCCUAGCACAGCUUGCGGGGGAUAUUGGCGCCAGUACAGACGUUCUGUCCCAACUACACCCUUUGGCCAAAGAGGCUGGUGAGAGUGUUCUUGACGAGGGCCAAAGGCGAUUUGCCUUAGAUCUAGUGAGACGCAAAAAUGACUACCAGAAAAGUCCCUGUUUGAUCAUUGAUGGGAUACAUGAGUUGAGAGACGAUAGGUUGCUACAUCUAAUCUCGGCGGUUCGAAUGCUGCAAGACGAAUACGACUUCAACAUCUUGAUAACUUCAAGAUGCGUGUUUCCGCAGCUGGAGGUCCUCGAUUCCGCCGGCACCGUGGAGAUAACCAGUAAAGACACUGAUGAUGACUUGACACGAUACAUCAAGCAUCGUCUUGAAGACAAUGAAGAGCUGUGGCACAGAUCGGCAGAAUUUGUGCCCUCUAUCAUAGAGGGUGCAGAGGGAAUAUUCUUGUUCGCAACACAGAUCGUGGACUGCGUGCUAGAAACAUCCAAUACCUCAGACGCCAGAAGCCCCGGCGCGUGGAAGACUUUGGGCAGCAACCUCAACACCCUCUUUGACAGGCUUCUAGACAGCAUCUUGAGUGGACCGGAUGCCAGCACUGUUUCGUGCGCAUUCAACUGGCUGGUCUACACAGAAAGGCCACUCUCCAUGCGAGAGCUUCAACAUGCGUUGGCCGCCAAUGCUACAAGACAUCUCUGGAACACGAAAGAGCCUCUCCACCAGGCCGUCGAGCCUCUGUAUCACACCGUCAAUCCCAAGACGAUCUUAUCGGCUCUGAGAGGACUUGUACAGGUCGACAAAGGCACGGGAGUCGUUCGCUUCUUUCACUCGGCGGCGGGAGAGUACUUUCGACAGCACGCUGAGCGAUUACCGAACGCGCAAGAGAUGAUCACCGAGGCUUGCGUCAGAAUACUGGCAUUUGCAUGCCUUCCAUCUCCGAGCGAGGCCAACUGGGUUAUCGAAGACUCUACGAAUGAACCCAAAAGACCAUCCUCAAAGUCAUCCCACGACGAAGCGGAGUCAACCGAGCCGACCUCCGAGAAGACGCCAUCCCGCAGCCCCUGGCUCCCUCGCAUGAUGGACAAGUUGUACCACCCAUCUCAGUCCUACGCUCACUCCUACCAGCCGCAGCACAACCGGUUCCAAGUCAAGUUACAGAUGCCGGCCAACCAGGGUUUCUUCAGAUCGGACAAGGAAUACGAGGAGAAGCUGCAUCUGCAGCCGCUUCUCCAAUAUGCCGCGUGCAACUGGGGCUACCACGCUCGGUCUUGCGCAAUGGACGACAACAUCAUGGACCUCUUGCAAGACAGGGUCAGGCUUGAUGGUAUUUGCCAGACGCUCACAUAUGAACACAGCGGCUACAACCCAAAGUUCCCCAGAGACGUGACUGGACUUCACCUGGCAGCGUAUUUCGGACUCAAGGACGCAGCGAUGCGUCUUUUAGAUCUCGGAGUCCCUGCGAGCUCGAGAGAUAGCUAUGGCGAGACACCUCUGUGGUGGGCUGCAAAGCAUUACCAGGAAGAAGUCGCGCGGCUGCUCAGUGAAAAGGACAAGGUCACCCUCCACCUCCUCAUCCGCGCGAAGCAGACUUCUCUGGUUGAGUUCCUGCUCGAUGUCGGGUACAACGUCAACACGACCGACAUCGAGAAGUGGACGCCUCUGCACGCUGCGACCAAAGAAAAGGAUGUCGAGAUGGCAGAGCGGCUAAUCCAAGCCGGGGCUGAUGUCAACGCCACGGAUGUCAACGGGACGAGGCCGCUCGGUCUGGCCAUGGAGAUGCGCAACUUUGAGCUCAUACACAUGCUGGUGGCCAACCAGGCCGACACCAAAGACCUUGACCUGGCGAAGAUCCGAGCCGUGUUUAUGCUCCAGGCCAGCGACUCUCUUGAGAUAUACGAGGACAAGCAUCAAGGCACGAAGAUUAUGAGACAGAUUCCGAGGGAGUUCUCGUGGACGUCGGAUAUGCAAAAUGACACUGGACGCUACUCCAUGAACCUCUCAAAGUUGACAAAGAAAAUACCUGGUCUUGAGGAGCUGGGGCUUACUCACCUAUUGGACUUCAAGAGAGAGCAAUCAGCGCCGUUUGUGCUCCGAGUGGAACAGCUCACUGACACCACACAGGAAGGAAGCGUAUGGAUCUAUUAUCUGGAGAUCGCGUUGCCAUCGGCAGGCCGCGAUCAUGGGACCCAUAUUUGCUGGAAUGUGACGUCCCACACCGACAAGAAUGGGCUGCAGUCCUGGAGAACGACGGCACACCUGAGCAACCUGCAGAGACUCUGGCUCCCUGAGAAGGGCAUCGAGCUUUUUCAGAGUCUAGUCUCUGAGGUUCAGAAGCGAUGGAGCUCCAUUGUCAGGAACACCAUCAACAACAUCAACGGCCAGCGACGCGGUGAGGUUUUGGAGGCAAACGGCAGCGAUCCGAACCUCUUGGGCACGUUGCUGAAAGACGCAUUGAGACCCGUCCACUAUCGACGCCGGUUGCAGACUACCGUUACCGAGGCGCAGAAGUUUGCGACUGAUUACUGCAACCGCCAUGACGAGGUUGCCGACCUUGACGGGCUUCUGAAGCAGAUUGAAGCAUUCUCUGAUGAUGUUGGUAACUACAUCAGUCAACUAGAUCAAAUUACAAGGGAUCUCAUCCAAAUGGAGUUCAACCUGGUUUCCAUCAAUGAGGCCCGACAGUCUGUGAAAAUGGCGGCGAGCUUGAAGAGAUUGAGUUGGAUUACGACAUCCUUUGGGAUGAACAUUGAUAUCCUUUCUGAUGAUCCCCCCUGGUAUUGGUAUCUUCCAUUUGCCGGAGUCACCAUACUUCUCACUUCGGCGGUGUGGCUUCUCUUCAAGUACAGCAGGUUGGAAGAUAUGAUCGAGAGGUCGAUGGGUAGAGUACUGUCACGGAAACAAGCUGAUAGCGAUGGACGGCCAAUGUUUCAUUUUUGA
This is a messenger RNA of Colletotrichum gloeosporioides, 3237 nucleotides long. RefSeq lists its product as uncharacterized. Gene Ontology annotation, molecular function: protein binding; ATP hydrolysis activity. The transcript has 8 exons. The record is from RefSeq and is a predicted model, not a curated record. Bases 1 to 3237 code for a protein of 1078 amino acids. NCBI's taxonomy places the organism in Eukaryota, Fungi, Ascomycota, Sordariomycetes, Glomerellales, Glomerellaceae.